Melampsora larici-populina 98AG31 is the source of this 1041-nucleotide messenger RNA. RefSeq lists its product as uncharacterized. Lineage: Eukaryota; Fungi; Basidiomycota; Pucciniomycetes; Pucciniales; Melampsoraceae. Gene Ontology annotation, molecular function: protein binding; fatty-acyl-CoA binding. The coding region runs from base 1 to 1041 and encodes 346 amino acids. The transcript has 2 exons. The record is from RefSeq and is a predicted model, not a curated record.
AUGGAGUACCAAUCAAAUUCUUCAGAAACAGUUCAAGCUUUUCUUCGCGCUUCUGCCUUCAUUUCAAAUCAUGAAGUUCAAUCAAAUAUCUCUCAACUUACCACUACAGACAAAUUACAAUUUUAUUCACUUUUCAAAAUCGUCACUACUUUCGGGGGUGGACCGUUAAGAACGCCUUCUUUUUGGGACUUUGAAGGCAAAGCAAAGUUCGAAGCCUGGAAAUCUACAAAAGCCAGACUCGAAGGUCUUAUUGAAGAUGAAUCUCGCAACUCUCUUGUUGAACUUGCUGCUCGAGAAUACAUUGAAAAGGCUAGAGAAAUAGGAUGGGAUGACAUUUCUUCAAAAUCUACAGAUCCUUCGAUUACUCAAGAUUGGAAAACUGGAGAUUCAACACAGAAAGGUCUCACGAUGGAGCUUUCUAGGUUUCUAGCAGAAGGUGGCUUGAAUGAACUCCAAAUCACCAAUGAAGAGAUCGAUCAAGAUUCUGAUGAUGAAAGCACCCCGGACAUCUCACACCAGAUUGAAGAUGAGAAUUGCUCCCGAGACGAAUACGGCUUCGAGAUUGAUUCUACAUAUGAACCAAACACUUCUGAUACUGAAAUUAAUCAACAAGGAAUCAAGGCGCUUUCCAACCUUUCGCAUUCAGAACACAAUCCACCCGGCCUAAAUAUGAUUUCUGUUUCCAAGAUGCUGAACGCUGAAGAAGUAAACAAUAAAUCAUCAGAAGGAUCACCGUCUCUUCAUGAUUUAAUCAUCGAAAAUAAUGAAGUCGGUGUCAGGGAAUUCAUCGAUGAUGCAUUGCAGACCAAUGGAAAAGGUCCACUUGAAUGCAUCAUCAACCAGUUUAAUACUGAUGGGUACACACCACUUCAUCUCGCCUGUGAUCGAGGUCAUAUGUCUAUCGUCCAGCUACUGAUCCAAUCAGGCGCUAACCCAUGUCUCAAAGAUCAGCAGGACGAUCUCACCGCUCAGGAGCUAGCCCGUGAAGCUGGGAUGGCUGAGGUCGACAACUACCUCGAUCAAUUCGUAGCUCAACCUUGA